Leucoraja erinaceus (little skate) is the source of this 1234-nucleotide messenger RNA. RefSeq lists its product as uncharacterized. The record is from RefSeq and is a predicted model, not a curated record. The coding region runs from base 410 to 1027 and encodes 205 amino acids. Lineage: Eukaryota; Metazoa; Chordata; Chondrichthyes; Rajiformes; Rajidae. The transcript is spliced from 3 exons.
GUUUUUGCCCAUUGCUUGAACACUAUAGACCCAUGCUUAGACCAAAGUAACACAACUUGAAGUUUUUGUUACUAUACCUUAAACACAUGUAACCAUACCUUAAACAAAAGCGCUGCUUUGCACUUUAGUUGCAAUUCUGCAACACACUUACUCCUUUCUGCAACACACUUGCUCCUUUCUGCAACACACUUGCUCCUGCACACUACACACUAUUUCAUACAUAAGACACUUCGUUCAAAAAUGAAAUCUCAGGGUACCAUUGGGAAGACACAGCUAUUCAAAAUACAAAACACAUCGGGUAAUUGAAAACACUAAGAUACACACUUGAAAAUACUUACUUACAACACUGAACACCAAUCAGCCAGCUACAAAAAGGCCUCAGUUAAGCCAUUUUGAGAACUUUGCAAGCAUGGAUGCAUGGAGAGCAAGAGGCAGAGGUAGAGGAAGAGGAAGAGGAGGACGCGGUCGAAGAGGCCAUGCACGGACCGUUAUUUCCGAUGACAUAAGAGCAACUUUGGUGGACCAUGUCAUAAACCAUGGCCUGACUGUGAGGGAAGCUGGGCAGAGAGUCCACCCUAAUCUAAGCACUUGCACAGUUCCAUACAUAAUAAGGACAUUCCGACUGGAAAACAGAAUGACUAGAAGACCUUCUGGUGGUGGACGCCAACGCCUGUUCACCCAACAGCAGGAACUUGCCAUUGUGGACCUAGUCAGAGCAAACAAUGCAAUCCGUCUCCAGCAGCUACGGCAACAAAUACUUGCAGAUAGGCAAGUGUUCAACAACAUAAACCGAGUAAGCAUUACCACUAUAAGACGCAUCUUGGUAAAGCACAAAAUGACCAUGAAGCAACUGCACAGGGUCCCAUUUGAGAGGAACAGUGUCAGGGUCAAAGGACUUCGACGUGAAUAUGUACAAAGAAUCUUGGCCAUGGAUGGAGCUGCACAGCCUCAUGACUUUAUUUACAUUGAUGAGGCUGGAUUCAACCUUAGCAAAACAAGACGACGGGGUCGUAAUAUAAUUGACUAAAGGGCAAUUGUGCACGGCCCGGGGCAGCGCGGGGGAAAUAUCUCAUUGUGUGCCGCCAUAAGCCUUCGAGGGCUUCUGUACCAUCAUGCAAAACUAGGUCCAUACAAUACACAACAUAUCAUCACAUUUCUAGAUGCUCUUCAUAAUAUAGCUGUACAGGACAGACCAGAGCAGCCCAGGUUUGUUGUUAUCGGGGAUAAUGUCAGU